CCGCAACGCCGCAAAAUGGUGCUGCAGCUCGAGUCGUUGGUCACAAACACGACGUUCGGCCAUGUCUUCCACGCCACGAACGCAGGCGUCUCGUACGCCGUCAAGCAGUACACGGAGGUGUGCUACGAAGCAACAGCUGAGCUCCGCGUCGCAAAGGCGCUCGCCAACGAUGCGCCGCACCCGCAUUUGGUGCACAUCAUCGACUGCUUCUACCAGCACGACAUGGUCCACCUCGUCUUGGAGUACUGCAGCGGCGGCGACUUGUACGAAUAUUUGCAUCGACGGCCGACGCUCGCCUCCAGUGACGCCCGACGUAUCUUUGACCAAGUGGUCGCUGGCCUGCAUCAGCUGCACCAAUGCGGUUUUGCACACCGCGAUAUCUCGCUCGAAAACAUCCUCUUGGACGAACACGGCGACUGCAAGCUCUGCGAUUUCGGUCUCGCGGUCCCCGCUCACGAAACCAGCGACGCGGUUGUCGGCAAGCCUUAUUAUAUGGCGCCCGAAGUCUACGCCGGCCGACCGUACGACCCCGCAGCCGCCGACAUGUGGAGCCUCGGGAUCCUCCUCUUCAUGCUCGUCACCGGCGUGCCCAUGAUCCGUGCGCCGUCGGAUGCCGACGGCGGGUACCGCAUCGUUGCGCAGCAAGGCGUCAAGGCGCUCCUCAAGCUCUGGAACAUGCAGACUCUCUUUUCAAAAGAUUUGGUCGAUGUGCUCGACGGCUUACUGACGGUGAACCCCAAGCGCCGCCUCACGAUGCGCCAACUCCGCGCCAAGUUGCAGCCCAAGUGCUCAUGGCGACGCAAGCUCGCUUUGUGGUUUUAGAGGCCACAUGUGUCGUUAUUUAGAAAGACAAUUUAUUUAUUUACAAUGACAAA
Messenger RNA from Saprolegnia diclina VS20, 875 nucleotides. Its product is annotated as CAMK/CAMKL/NUAK protein kinase. The record is from RefSeq and is a predicted model, not a curated record. The transcript has a single exon. Gene Ontology annotation, molecular function: protein kinase activity; ATP binding. Bases 16 to 822 code for a protein of 268 amino acids. Gene Ontology annotation, biological process: protein phosphorylation. Lineage: Eukaryota; Oomycota; Saprolegniomycetes; Saprolegniales; Saprolegniaceae.